Molecule: messenger RNA, 1635 nt
Organism: Phaeoacremonium minimum UCRPA7
Lineage: Eukaryota; Fungi; Ascomycota; Sordariomycetes; Togniniales; Togniniaceae
Product: putative nucleolar complex protein 4 protein
Exons: 1
Coding region: 1-1635 (544 amino acids)
Biological process (GO): ribosome biogenesis
Cellular component (GO): Noc4p-Nop14p complex; small-subunit processome; nucleolus
Source: RefSeq, a predicted model, not a curated record
AUGCCGUCAGCCGUGGAAGCCAAGGCCUCGAAGAGGAAACGUUCAGCGACCAAGGAGCCGCCGAAAAAGCGUGCGCGAUCCGAGAGCAGCGAAGAAAAUGACCCCCAAGCCGAGAUUCUGUUGCUUGAGAAUGCCAUCUUCGAGUCGAAGAAGAACUACAACAAUAUCACAACCCUGAUCGAGAUUUCGCAGAACCACAAUGGAGGUGCAGAAUUGGCACUGGUGGCAGCGGUGUCACUUUGCAGGGUGUUCAUCAAGCUUCUUGCUUCGGGAAAUCUUCUUAGAAAGAAGGAUUCUCCAGAGAAAGAAAUCGUGCUGGUACACUGGCUACGAGAUCGGCUGGCUGAAUACAAGACAGCUCUCCUCUCAAUGUUUGACAAGGAAGAAUUGGCAACGAGUGCUUUGACCGUGUCUAUGCGCCUGCUGAAAGCUGAGGGACAGUAUCUCAGCGAGAAAGACGACAUAACCUUCCCGAGAGUGUUCCUUUCGCAGAUUGUCAGCUCUAUAAUGCAACCAGGUGUUGACGAUGCAGUUCGAAAAGAGUACUUGGAGAAGUUUGUGGAUGAAUUCGAUGACGUCCGUUUCUAUACAUUCAAAGCCGUAACGGAUCUCUUGGCAAGUAAUGAUGCCGAGACACUGGAUGAGGCAUUGAUCGGGAAUGUGUUCGACUUUCUCUCUUCUAUCGAAGGUGUUCCCGCCUCAAACGAGGAGUUAGGAGAAUUUUAUGUCGACACAAUCAAGAAGAAGAAGGGCAACCCACUCUUCUCAAUCUCACAACAUAAGAAACAAGCACAGGAAGCAUGGCUAGCAUUAAUGAGCCUAGGCUUGACUAAGGAUCAGAAAAAGAGCAUCCUAGACAUCAUGUCGAAGGUUGUUGCGCCUUGGUUCACGAAACCAGAGCUACUGAUGGACUUCCUAACGGAUUGUUACAACACUGGUGGAUCCAUGUCCCUUCUCGCCCUCUCUGGUGUUUUCUACUUGAUACAAGAGCGAAACUUAGACUACCCGCUAUUCUACACGAAGCUCUACUCGCUCUUGGACGCUGACAUACUUCACUCCAAACACCGCUCUCGGUUCUUCCGCCUUCUUGACACCUUCCUCGAGUCAUCUCAUCUACCAGCUGUGCUUGUCGCCAGUUUCAUCAAGCGCUUGGCGAGGUUGAGCCUCAACGCUCCCCCUAGUGCCAUAGUCACCCUCAUUCCCUGGUUCUACAACUUGUUCAAGAAGCAUCCCUUGUGUACCUUCAUGCUCCACCGUGAGCCGCGGACGAAGGAAGAAAAAGACACGAUAGUAAGCGAGGGCUUGGAGGACCCAUUCCUCCCAAACGAAGAGGAUCCCAUGGAAACACAUGCUAUCGAUAGCUGUCUCUGGGAAAUUGUUCAACUGCAAUCACAUUACCAUCCGAACGUUGCCACAAUCACGAAGAUCAUGUCGGAGCAGUUCACAAAGCAGAUCUACAAUCUGGAGGAUUUCCUUGAUCACUCCUAUGGCAGUCUUUUAGAGGCUGAGAUGGUCAAGGACGUAAAGAAGGCGCCUGUCAUUGAAUUUCAGAUACCGAAGAGGGUAUUGCUCCCCCAAGAGCCAGACUCUGGCGUUGCGGACAAUCUCCUAGUGAAGUUGUGGAACUUCAAAUAA